AUGAGGAAAGAAAUUCCUGUAGCCGUCAACAUUUCAAAUGCUUUUUACAUUCUUGACCCAGAGAAUAAUCUUGGUGAUACUCAACGGCGUAUAACAAACUAUGUUUCGAAGUUUGGCUGGAAUGGAGUGGUUGGCAAAAUUCCUGAACCAGACUUAGUGAAGGAGGCUCUCCGAGCGCGCGAUGUUUUUUUCUACAUGGGUCACGGCAGUGGAUCGAGGUACUUUAGUAGGCGAAUGGUCAGCGAAAGCACGAUCAAUGCCGUAGCUAUACUGAUGGGAUGUGGAAGGUUUGUUUAGAU
This is a messenger RNA of Strongylus vulgaris, 299 nucleotides long. NCBI's taxonomy places the organism in Eukaryota, Metazoa, Nematoda, Chromadorea, Rhabditida, Strongylidae. The record is from the annotation of a GenBank genome assembly.